AUCACGCGUUCACGUCAAUAUUCCGGUAACAUCAUUUGUUGAAUAUUCAAUGUCCAGUAUCCGAUCCCCGAGAGAACGACGACCAUAAGCGUUGGAUUCUAUUAGCAAACAGUCACGAGAACAAUGGUGCGUCGUCGAUGCGAUUCCGUCGAUAUACAAGCGGCGAGUCGAUGAUCGAGCCCGAUAAAUGCCGGCCACCUUCCUUCGGCACAUUUCACGACGAACGUCCGUCCAGGGAUACUAUUCGCAUAUCUAAAUCCGUAGAACGUUCUGGCCCCCACAAUUCCCAAGAUUGUUACCAGUCCGCAAGACCACUUGUGCCGCUUAUACUACUUCGUGCAUGACCGGCCCUUAAUUCGUCGAGAACAGAUCGUCAUUAAAGAAAUGCACACCGAGAGGAAUAUGUCCGAUACAUACACCAACGAGGAUUUGUUUGAUGCAUUGGCACUAUUGCAUUCGACAGAUGAAAAUAGUGCCGAGAAACUUCGUCGAAUGCUGGACGCUUGUAUCGAGAAGAAAUACGGCCGCGAUAAAACGUUGGCCGCUAGAAUGCCGAGAAGAUUUUUGCAAAAUACCGACGACGUAAUCGCUUCGAUGAGAAUCUCAAAGAAACGCGACCACGUCCCAGGGCGAUGCGUCAAAACGAUAAAAGGCGAGAUCUGGGACGGCUCCAAAGUCGGUUCUCUUCUCGAAUCUAACAUGACGGAAAACAUCACGAACCAUCAAACAGCUGACAUAAAAGUGUACGAGGUCAAUUACGAGGAUUGCUGCGACGACCAGAACGUUCCCAGGAUCUCGAUUCCCGACGAAGGAUCUGCCGAUGGGACCGUGUGCAAGAUUUGCAACGGCGCGAAACUGGGACCUUUGAUUUUACUGGAGUGCCAAGAGUGUCAAGAGGCUUAUCAUCCACUGUGCCAUCAACCUCCGGUCAUCGACGUUGACGUUUACGAUCCUAGGUUCGUAUGGCGAUGCAGACGAUGCGUGGAAACAUCGUCAGCUACCUCCACAAAAGUUAGAAUUUUGGAAAAGCGAUCUGUAGAAAAGAAAAUUCGAAGAAACACUGAUACGAUAAAAGGGAACGCAAAUAUUUCGGGAUUGAAAAUACCUAUAAGAAGAAGAGACGAUUUAUAUUGA
Molecule: messenger RNA, 1134 nt
Organism: Cataglyphis hispanica
Lineage: Eukaryota; Metazoa; Arthropoda; Insecta; Hymenoptera; Formicidae
Product: integrator complex subunit 12-like
Exons: 4
Coding region: 385-1134 (249 amino acids)
Source: RefSeq, a predicted model, not a curated record